AUGGGGACCUGGAUUCUGUUUGCCUGCCUUUUGGGAGCAGCCUUUGCUAUGCCCCUACCACCUCAUCCUGGGCACCCUGGUUAUAUCAACUUCAGCUAUGAGGUGCUCACCCCUCUGAAGUGGUACCAGAGCAUGAUAAGGCAGCCGUACACUUCCUAUGGUUACGAACCCAUGGGUGGAUGGCUGCACCACCAAAUCAUUCCCGUGCUGUCCCAGCAGAACCCCCCGAAUCACGCCCUACAGCCUCAUCACCACAUCCCCGUGGUGCCAGCUCAGCAGCCCGUGGUCCCCCAGCAGCCAAUGAUGCCAGUUCCUGGCCAACACUCCAUGACUCCAACCCAACACCACCAGCCAAACGUCCUUCCGCCCGCCCAGCAGCCCUAUCAGCCCCAGCCCGUCCAGCCGCAGCCUCACCAGCCCAUCCAGCCCCAGCCACCCGUACACCCCAUCCAGCCCCUGCCACCCCAGCCACCUCUGCCUCCGAUGUUCCCCAUGCAGCCCCUGCCCCCCAUGCUUCCUGACCUGCCUCUGGAAGCUUGGCCCGCCACAGACAAGACCAAGCGGGAAGAAGUGGUGAGUAUCUCCCGAAGCCACUACAACACCCGUGGGAAUGGUGAAGCGAAGCUGGCCCCCGGAGUUCUCAGUUCUCCAACCAUCUAG
Molecule: messenger RNA, 660 nt
Organism: Myotis myotis
Lineage: Eukaryota; Metazoa; Chordata; Mammalia; Chiroptera; Vespertilionidae
Gene: AMELX
Product: amelogenin X-linked
Exons: 4
Coding region: 1-660 (219 amino acids)
Biological process (GO): multicellular organism development
Source: RefSeq, a predicted model, not a curated record